This is a messenger RNA of Pristis pectinata (smalltooth sawfish), 3285 nucleotides long. RefSeq lists its product as uncharacterized. Gene Ontology annotation, molecular function: S-adenosylmethionine-dependent methyltransferase activity. Bases 281 to 1228 code for a protein of 315 amino acids. Lineage: Eukaryota; Metazoa; Chordata; Chondrichthyes; Rhinopristiformes; Pristidae. The record is from RefSeq and is a predicted model, not a curated record. The transcript has 4 exons.
GCAAUUAUCGGGGGAAAAACACCAUCAGCUUGUUGCAUUGAGUGCUGGCUUGUCUCUGUGCGCAGCAACUGCAGAUUUCUACAGAAACAGGAUUUGUUGGGAGAGGUUAAGUGGCUUUAAAGCUCUAUCUUGUAAACGGCUGUUCUGACCCAGUGCUAAGGGUAGUGAAGGGCUUCAUUUGCAGGACAUUGCCCUACUGCUGACUUCUCUCUUUCUCUUUGAUCACCCCCAGCAGCUCUCUCUGCUGCUUGCAGUCUAGGCCUGCCUUAAGAUACCUGCCAUGUUCCUGCUGAGGGACGGGAAGCCUAUUUUGGUCGGAUCUGCAGUCCUCCUUGUGGGCGGCUAUGCCUUAUACCGCUUGUGGAGACAUCACAGGACCUCAAAAGAAACAGAGCUAUUGAGGAAAAACGUAUAUGAGACACAACGUGCCCUGAAUGGGUACCUCCUCUUCCACUAUGGAUCGCCACAGGUGCAGUCGCUGUGCAUCACCAACACAGCCACAGAGCAGAACUUCCCACAGAGGUGUGCUGAGGAAUGCAUCAAACACACCACCCAGCAGACUGGUGUUCCCAGUAGAGCCCUGGACAUUGGUUGUGCUGUGGGGAGAGCUUCAUUUGAGCUGGCCCGAGUAUUUCAGGAAGUGGUGGGCAUCGACUUCAGCCACUCAUUUGUGAAUGCUUGCAACCAACUGAAAGAACGAGGCCAACUCACUCACACUGCCACCACUGAAGGUGACUUGAGUGUCCAAUGCACUGCUGUAGUGCCGCAGGACAUUGAGCGGAGUCGAUGUCUUUUCAGGCAGGGGGAUGCUUGUAAUCUGCCUAAGGAUCUAGGAACCUUUGACUGUGUCCUUGCAGGGAACUUGAUCUGUCGCCUACCUGACCCUUUGGCAUUCUUGCACAGACUUCCGGGGCUGGUGGCCCCUGGUGGAAUCCUUGUGAUUACAUCACCUUACACCUGGCUGGAAGAGUUUACGCCAAAGUCACUCUGGCUGGGGGGAUACAAAGAUGAUUCUGGCAAGGAGGUGAGAGGUUUUGACACAUUGAAGCAAGUCUUCUCCCCACAUUUUGAGCUGUUGGCUGAGAAGAAUGAGCCCAUCCUGAUCCGGGAGACAGCGCGAAAGCACGAGUGGACAGUGCCUCAUGUGACAAUAUGGAGAAGGGGAACCUACCAGGAGUCAGCAACCACCUUUGCUGAUGAGAGUGAAACAUGUUUGCUUGAAAAGUAGCUGGCUUACACAAACUAAAUUGCUUUUAUUUUAGAGAAGAAAAUGUUGGCUAGGAACAGGAGUAUUCAGUCAAUCCAGUAGUCUGCUAGAUCACAUCAAGGUCAGGGCCAGGGACAACAGAGUGUUGAUGAGGCUCUACGGGGCACUAGUGAGGCCUCAUUUGGAAUACUGUGCGCAGAUUUGGGCCCCACAUCUUAGGAAGGAUGUGCUGACGUUGGAGAGGGUUCAGAGGAGAUUUACGAGAAUGAUUCCAGGAAUGAAAGGGCUUAAGUAUGAUGAGCGUUUGUCGGCUCUUGGACUGUACUCACUGGAGUACAGAAGGAUGAGAGGGGACCUCGUAGCGACAUUUAAAAUGUUGACAGGUAAGGAUAGAGUAGAUGUGGCUAGGCUGUUUCCCUUGGUGGGCGAGUCCAGGACCAGAGGGCACAAUCUUAGAAUUAGAGGGUACAGUUUCAAGACAGAGAUGAGGAGAAAUUUCUUUACCCAGAGGGUGGUGAAAUUGUGGAACUCCUUGCCACGCACAGCAGUGGAGGCCAGAUCAGUGGGGGUGUUCAAGGAGGAGAUAGACAGAUAUCUAAAUAGUCAGGGUAUCAAGGGAUAUGGGGAUAAGGCUGGAAAAUGGGAUUAGAAUAGUUUGUUUUUUUUUCUUUUUUCUUUUUUCCCACCCCAUUUCUUUUUCCCUUUUCCUUGGAGCAGACUCGAUGGGCCGAAUGGCCUGCUUCUGCUCCCUUGUCUUGUGAUCUUGUGAUCCCAGUCAUGAAAUGUCGAACAAAGAUUCAGGAUCCAUCACUAGCGAACAUUUCUGUUGACUUUCUCCCCAAUAAUUCCCAUCAACAUUUUAACAGUACCUUACAUUCCCUACAAGGUACUCUGAGGUAAAUCAACAUAUCUGAAGUAAUAUCAUCAAUUUACCUGAACAAACUUGACCCCGAUGUUCUAUUCAUAAACAAAUUUUACUCCGACACACUUGGUCUAGAUCCAGUUUUGAUCCAGAUCCAGUUGUACACAGCAGGGUUUCAGAGUAAAAUGUCAAUAUGAAUAGAAUAUAGAAAGUACAGCACAGGAACAGGCUCUUCAGCCCACAAUAUCCGUACUGACCAUAAUGCCAAUUUAAACUGAUCCCACACGUGGUCUAUAUCCCUCCAUUCUUUGCCUGUUCAUGUGCCUGUUAAAGUGCCUCUUAAAUGUUACUAUCAUAUCUCCUUCUUCCACCUCUUCUGGCAGCAAGUUCCAGGCACCUGCCAUUCUCUGUGCAAAGAACUUCUCUUGCAAACAUGCCUGUAUUUUGAAUGAUAGAGCUACAUUCUAGAACCUGCUAACCCAACAGAUUUAAUUCUUGGACACUGAGAAUCAUCACUGGCAACAGGGCACAUUCAGUACAUAAACAAGGAUUGAAUCUGUAAAUGGUUUACUAAACCUCUCCUUCAAAGUAACUAUUAAAUGGAAAAUAAAGACUAGCCUGUUUGAGAUUCAACAUCGAUAAUAUUCUCCAACAAUGAUAUUGCAUGUUAUUGGGUAGAUGUGACUACGAUUGGGAUCUCAUGGGCAGGGCCAUUAUGGAGAGGGAUGGGAGGUGGGUUUCCAAUCAUUUGUAACACACUGAUUAAGAAUGCAGAGCAGCAAUCAAACAAGCAGGAAUAAUACAUAGCCUAAACAACAGAACACAACUCAGAGGAGGUAGUGAUCAAACUUGACAGAGCAGAGUUCUGAACAGAAUGCAAGAUGAAUGCUGUUUCUGCUUCUGGUUGCCAAGAAACAAGAGAGCUAUUCAAGUAAUGGAGCCAGUAUUGUCCGUUCCUUCAGAGGUGGUGGUGGGACCUUUUCUUGAUCCGCUGCUCAUGCAUAAUAAAACCAUACUCUUCCCCAUCACCCACCCCAGCAACUCUGAAUCACAAAAAUGUUGGAACCUCUGAUCAAAAGACUCCCCACUGCAGCACUUUAUGAUUCCACUGGUCCCAGGAUCUUUUCUGACUAUUAGUUUCUCGGUACAGUUAUAAGUGUUUAAUCAUGUAAAAAAAACUCUUUCAAUAAAGGAAAUACAUUUUUAAGUUAAAUAA